GUGCAACUUAUUAUUUACUUUCAUUUUCGGGACACUAUAUAUAGGGAGUGUACCAAAACUUUAUGCAACGGACCAUGAUUUGAUUACAACUGAACCGAGACCUUCCACACCAAAAUGGGUCUCCUUUUCAGAGGAGCGAUGUCACGUGUUGCACGGAUUCCCGGCUGUGCUUACCUUUCGAGCACCACCAAAGCCACACCGGAAGUUAAAGUUCACAAAAAUCGUCUCAGCAAACAGUUGACCUUACGGUCUGUGGCCCAAUACCCGGAAAAGAAACCUCGUGACCUUGUUUUGUUCUAUGAAUGGUUAUAUCCAAAUGGUAAGGCUGUUGACAAGUACUGUAUGCUUUACCAUGAACUUGGAUUUGAUGUUCUGACAAUAAAGGGGCAGAUGGCGUCCUUUGUUUGGCCGCCAGUGUCUGUAAAGCUAUCGCAAGAGAUCCUUGCUUUUCUGAAAAACAAGCGGAAUCCAAAGGAAGACAAAUAUAUUGUCCAUGCCUUCUCCAUUGGUGCUUACAAUUUUACGACGUGUUCCAUGAUCUCUAGUAGCCAAAGCAGCGAGUUUGGCUUCUUUCGAGAGAACAUCCGGGGUCAGGUCUUUGACAGUGUAGUGGCGGGGAGCUACGACCACAUGGUCACUGGAAUCUGUGAAAGCUUAUCUGUUCCACGACCCCUCAGGAAACCGUUACACGUACUCAUGGACUCGUUCUUCAAGCUCACAAAGAAAAAAACCACAGACGUAUACGACCAAAUGGUGAGCCAUUUCUGGGGGAGCGUGGUAAAGGUCCCUACACUGGUUUUCUUUUCUGAGAACGACCCUAUGUGUGAUGCCUCCUACGUCACGAAAGAGAUAACCAAGUGGAAAGAGAAAGAGAUGGACGUGACGUCCGUCUCCUGGAAGAAAUCUAUACACGCAGCACAUCUAAAAGAGCACCCUCAGGAUUAUAUGAGAGAAUGGAAUACACUGAUGAAUAAACUUGGAAGGUGAAGAAGUUCCGAGUACAAAGUUGUAAUGAUGAGAGCGCGUGAAAAACAACCAAGACAUUAGUACUUAUAGUAAGACAUUAGUACUUAUAGUAAGACAUUAGUACUUAUAGGUAAGACAUAAGUAAGACAUUAGUACUUAUAGUAAGCACUAAAAGAUGUUCUUACUAGAGAAUUUACUAUUGUAAUUAUUGACAAUACACAAUUUCUCAAGAAGGAAAACAAUGUAGUGCUGAAUGCAAACUUAUAUUGUAUGUAGCUUUGUAAAUACUUUGAAAUGAUAUCUGUUUGAUAAAUAAAUUAAAUCAACAUGCACAAUUAGACAAAUAUUUAAUCAUAUACCCUCCUAUCUAAUUUGACAAGGAUUUCAAAAAUGUAACAACACUAGUUUAUUACAAAUAUAUUGAUCUCAGUGACAAUAAAACAUGUAACAAUUUAA
Messenger RNA from Magallana angulata, 1422 nucleotides. RefSeq lists its product as uncharacterized. Lineage: Eukaryota; Metazoa; Mollusca; Bivalvia; Ostreida; Ostreidae. Gene Ontology annotation, molecular function: serine hydrolase activity. Bases 115 to 987 code for a protein of 290 amino acids. The transcript is spliced from 2 exons. The record is from RefSeq and is a predicted model, not a curated record.